AUGGGCGCCCACCACCACACGGCGCAGCUCGGCCCAGCGUACCGGUCCAACAGCGCGGGCGACGGCCCGGAAAAGACGCGCGACCGCAAGCACUGGUUCCCGCGCUUCAAGUCGACGCUCGCGGGCAGCUUCCGCGCGACGCGCAUGUUUGCGUGCUGCGAGUGCGCGUUCGGCAGCAGCGACGGCCCCCACCGCUACAAGGCGUCGGACGGCACGCACUGCCUUUGUGGCAAGGACGAGUGGCCGCUCGCCAAGGCCGUGGAAGUCCACGAGUACAAUCGACGUCUCGCGCUCUGCGCUGCCCACGACGGCAAGCGCUACGAAGACAUUGUGGCGGCCGGCGACGACGGCGCGCUCUCGCCACUGCCAUUUUACGAGAGCAGCAUCCUCAUUCCGGACGACGCGCUGAGCGAUUAUUUAAGCGAGUUUCUCGACGAUGCCAGCAGUAUGGACGAACACGAGUAG
Messenger RNA from Saprolegnia diclina VS20, 465 nucleotides. RefSeq lists its product as hypothetical. The record is from RefSeq and is a predicted model, not a curated record. Bases 1 to 465 code for a protein of 154 amino acids. The transcript has a single exon. Lineage: Eukaryota; Oomycota; Saprolegniomycetes; Saprolegniales; Saprolegniaceae.